Molecule: messenger RNA, 2134 nt
Organism: Dacryopinax primogenitus
Lineage: Eukaryota; Fungi; Basidiomycota; Dacrymycetes; Dacrymycetales; Dacrymycetaceae
Exons: 3
Coding region: 536-2134 (532 amino acids)
Biological process (GO): amino acid transmembrane transport
Cellular component (GO): vacuolar membrane
Molecular function (GO): amino acid transmembrane transporter activity
Source: RefSeq, a predicted model, not a curated record
CGGGAAGCAGCCAGCCGCCCUUUCGCGAACUCGAUUGGCACGCGCAAGGAGCAAGCGGUAUAUCGCAGGAGCAAGAAACCUGAACUUGACUAAACGAUGGCUCCGAAUCCCGCGAUAUCCCAUCUACAUCUGCCCGGUUUAGUGGGCUUCCCCGACGGGGGCGAUGUUAUGCUCCUGUCCGUGACGACGUUAACUUCCGGAAGUUCGUUGCCGUUCCGAGUCGUUCUACUGGCAGCUCCGCUCUGGAACGGUGUCCCAUGUGCUUAUCGCUCGCGUAUCAUCCAGUCAUUGUGGAACGGUACUAACCUAUCGCCAGCCUCUUAGGAGCUGACCAAAUUGCUAUCACGUCUUCAUGACCGCUCCAGAAAUAGCCAGGAACCCACCGCGUGGCAAGAUCCUGUUAUACGUUAGUGCGACUCGUGUGAUACUUCUGGGGCAUUUAUAUUGUGGCUGAGAGACGCUCCAUUUGCGCCUCGGAGUUUUCGUUGCCCCUCUUUGCGACUCCUUCUGCCUCGUCCAGCAUUUUCGGAGACCAAUGGCGUUUGCGUCCCCCGCCAAUAUUGCCUUGGAAGGACAUGAUCCUAAAGCCCCCACACAGCUCACUCUUGCAGAGGAAGAGAAACAGUAUUCGUCGGAGGCCGCGACUGAAGAAAAGGACCAAGGGUACAACCACGUCACGGAUGCCGAGAAGAGCUCCACAGAUGACGCGCGGUUUGCCGGACUGUCUGAGCACGAAAAGGAACUGCUCACCGCCAGGCGUGCGCUCCGCACUGCGAGCUGGGCAGCAGUCUUCUACCUCAUUACGACCGACAUCCUUGGCCCAUACAACGCCGCCUAUUCCAUCUCCCAACUCGGCUACGUCCCAGGUGUGCUCCUUUAUUUCUUCAUGGGUGUGGUUGCCUGCUACACCGGUCUCAUCCUUUGGUACCUUUUCUGCCGGCUUGAUUCGGAUCGUUUCCCAAUCAAGACUUACUCCGACAUAGCACAACGUAUAUUCGGCGGUUGGGCCCGACAUAUAUGCACUGUUCUUCAAUCGAUCCAACUUAUAAUCAAUGUCGGCACAAUUUGCCUGUCCAACGGUCAAUCACUCUCACAAAUUGUUGUUGGUGGGGGCGCGCAACUCUGCUUCAGCGUUUGCAUCGUGAUCUGGGCCAUCAUCGGUAUGCUCAUUGGACAGAUUCGGACACUGAAGAAUUUCGGCUGGUUGGCUAAUUCCGCCGUUUUCCUCAAUCUCUCUGUCAUUUUCAUUUCCAUGGGAUUUGUCGCGCAUUCGCCUCCCAACUACGUUGCAGCGGUAAACUCCUACGGUCCUAUUGUAGCAUCUGGCCCAGUUCAGACCGCAACGUUUGUCGACCAGACGCUGUACAACAAGGUCAACGGCGUCAUGAACAUGGUCUUCGCCUACGGAGGUGCCAUGAUAUUCCCCGAGUUCAUGGCCGAAAUGCGCCGCCCGAUGGACUUCUGGAAGGCCAUGUGCUGCGCUCAGGCGCUCAUCUUUUCCUGCUAUAUGCUCUACGGAGUGUUCGUCUACACUUUCCAGGGCCAGUACACGCUUGGGAUCGCCUACCAAGGCGUGUCCCCGUACGCAUGGCAGACCGUGAACAACGUCAUUGGUCUGAUAUCCGGUAUCAUCGCUGCUGGUCUUUAUGGCAACAUAGGAAUCAAGGUUGCAUACAUUCACAUCAUUGAGGAAUGGUUCCACGGCCCCUCUUUGUUAUCCCGUAGAGGCUACUUCAUCUGGGCGAUCAUGGUUUUCCUGUACUGGGCGCUCGCGUUCAUCAUCGGGUCUGCAAUUCCGCAAGUGCAGACCAUCUCCGGCCUCGUCGCCGCCACCUGCAUCAUGCAAUUCACAUACACAUUCCCUCCGGCAUUGCUUUGCGGGUAUCAUGUCCUGGUGGAUGGGUACGGUUUCGAGAAUAGUUGGGGUGAGGGAGGUGCCGCCGAAUUCUCUUGGCGUCGGGCUUUUCUCGGCGGGAACUGGAAGCGCAAGCUGUUCAAGCUGUUCAACUUCUGCCUCUUCCUUGCUGCUGCGUCGUGUGCCUGUUUGGGUAUGUAUGGCUCAGGUACCGCCAUCUAUGCUAUCUUCCAGGUCAGCAACGCGACGUCCUUUGGUUGUGGAUCCCCGGUCGCAUAG